Molecule: messenger RNA, 2433 nt
Organism: Haemonchus placei
Lineage: Eukaryota; Metazoa; Nematoda; Chromadorea; Rhabditida; Trichostrongylidae
Source: the annotation of a GenBank genome assembly
AUGAGGGGUUUGAAGGGCUCUCGAAAACAUACCGCCCCGACAUCUGUGUCGGACACCAUUUGUUAUUGUGAUGGCGAGCGAGAACUCGGAACUAUGGAACUAUUCUGUUCUGGGUGUUCUAAGUGGUUCCAUGGACGUUGUUUGAAGGAUCUGAAAGAUUUCUAUGGAUUGAGCUUCAUGGUCUGCUACGUAUUCCACUGUAAAGAUUGCAGUCCUACCUCAGUGGAGACAUGGGUAGCCAAACAAGCAAAUUUCAGUCACAUGUGCGUAACAGUUCUUGCUAAUUUGACGGCCGAAAAGUUAAAAAAGGAUGGAUUCCAGAAAACAGGAGAACAUAUCUAUUUCAACUUACAAAAUACGAUUAUUCCGUAUUUCGAUGCCAACUGGGAGAAUUUGACAUCAAUGCCCAGAAGGGUUAAGAACACUUGGCACACGACAUUGCAAAAGACGUUAAUAAAAGACGUAGAACUUUUUAAGGUGAAUCCUGAAGACGAGAAUAGCUUUGCGCUCUUGGAAACGAACCUCGCCGAUAUCGGUCCAGUCAACGAGUUUGUAAAACAGAUUGGAAAGAAGACAAGCAGUGGUGAAAAGGGUAAUCUCGCUUCAACACUUGUCAGCGCUCAACAUGGAACGGGUAGGACGUCCGGAGUAGACUCCGAUGUGGACGGUGGUCCGAAGACCCGUGGAGCGUCAAAGAGACGUAAUGUUGAUAGCGCAGGCGGUGGGAAGAAACCGAAACUAGCUACUGAUUAUUCGUCGUCAAAGAUUGCAGCGUCGGAUGGUUCAGGACCCAUUGAUUUUCCUUUCAAUAAGGAAGGCUAUCGGUAUUUUCUAGUGGAAAAGGAUCCCAACGUUAAUGACAGAAUAAGUUUGGAGGAAGACGACGGAUCAACUCCAAGGAUAAUCCCGCCACACUUGUACCGACUUCACUUCCAAAGGACGUUGCGUGUAUCGGACGAUCAAUUGACAGUAACUGGUUUCGAAGGUUAUCGAGUAGCUCGCGCUACUCAUUCGGUUGCUAAGGGUACAUGGUACUUCGAAGUGAAUUUCCUCAAACAACCAGAUGACUCCCAUAUAAGAAUAGGUUGGAGUCAACCUCUAGCGGUCGUUCAAUCUUGUAUUGGAUACAAUAAGCUGUCAUACAGUUGGCGUUCCUUGAAAGGUACAAAAUUCCAUGACGCCAUAGGGAAAAAAUAUUUCCCCGGCGGAUAUAAGGAGGGCGACAUACUUGGUUGUCUAAUACAUCUCCCGCAUGAUCCUAUUCAUCCUGGGCCUUCCAGUCAAUAUCUACCUCCAUCCAAUAAGGACCUCCCGCUCAUCAAUUUCAAGCACAACUACUUCUAUGAAAGUCAUGAUGAAGUUGCUGACGUGGUGAAAGCUUUGGAACCGUUGAAAGAGAGCAGAAUUGAAUUUUUCAAAAACGGCAAGUCGUGUGGUGUAGCCUUUACAGACAUAUACAGAGGAUUCUACCAUCCUGCAAUAUCAAUAUUCAAGAAUGCCACAGUGAGAUGCAAUUUCGGGCCAAGGCUUCAUCACUUACCACCUGGUGCAUUACCCAUGAGUGCCAGAGUAGAACAACUCUACGUGGAGCAAACCCUUAGUGAUAUUAUAUUUCUUUGCAUGCAAUCUGCUCUUCGCGGUGUGACUGGGAAAAUGAUAAAAGUGAUCCCAAUUAGAGCCCUAGAGGACAACUAUAUGUACUUGGUCUAUAGUGAAAAAGAUUCGAAGGGCUUUGCUGUGGAUCCGGUUGAACCACACAAGGUUAAGGAAGUUGCGGAAGGCUGCAAGGUUACCGUAGCAGCAGCACUUGUCACGCAUCACCACUGGGAUCAUGCAGGAGGAAUGGGAGAGUUCAGGAAAAUCUGGAGAGCGGAUCAGGCUGAAAUCUAUGGCGGUGAUGAGCGCAUUGAUCAUUUGAACAAUAAAGUCGACCAUGAAGAGAAGUUCCGAAUAGGACAAAUGGAGGUUACGGCUUUGAAAACGCCUUGCCAUACGAAAGGACAUAUUUGCUACUACGUCACACAUCCCGAUAGUGACAGCCGUAUCGUUCUAACUGGAGAUACUCUUUUCAUAGCUGGUUGCGGAAGAUUCUUCGAAGGAACUGCUGACCAGAUGCAUCGAAACUUGAACGAAGUACUGGCAGGUCUGCCGGACAGUACCCUUGUUUAUCCUGGACAUGAGUACACCUACAGUAACCUGAAGUUUGCUCAUCACAUAGAGCCAGGGAAUGAGGCAGUGAAACGCAAGCUGGAAUGGGCUUUACGGUGUCGCGAACGGAAUGAACCAACCGUACCAUCAACUAUUGCUGAGGAAAAAGAGAUAAAUCCGUUCAUGAGGACAUCUUCUCCAGAAAUUCAGAAGAAGGUCGGCGCGACCGACCUCAUCGAAGUGAUGGCUCGUGUACGACGGACUAAAGAUAGUUUCAAAGGCUAA